Rotaria sp. Silwood1 is the source of this 504-nucleotide messenger RNA. NCBI's taxonomy places the organism in Eukaryota, Metazoa, Rotifera, Eurotatoria, Philodinida, Philodinidae. The record is from the annotation of a GenBank genome assembly.
AUGAUGGGUUGGAAUGAAAUAAUGGGUGGUAGUAAAUGGCAUCAUUAUACAACUGAAUUAGAUAUUUUAACAAAAGAAAAAUUAGCUCAAAAUACAGUUGUUCACUUUUGGAAAGGUAGUCUAGAUUUGUUGAAUAAAACAAUUUUCCAGGGUUAUGAUGUUGUUAACUCUAAUAAUAAAUAUACUUACUUGGAUUAUAAUUACAAUCGAAUUUCAUUAGAAAAAGCUUAUAAUUUUGAUCCAAUUCCUGAAAACUUACUAGAAGAAUAUCAUUCAAAAAUAUUAGGUUUAGGUUGUCAAAUGUGGGGUGAAUGGAUACCAACAGUUGAUAAAAUGAAUCAACAAAUAUUUCCACGAGUCGCUGCCUAUGCUGAAGUUGGUUGGACUAGUUUAAAAAAUAAAAAUUAUCAAAAUUUUCAACAAAAAUUAGCAUCAUAUUUUUAUAAACAAUGGGCUAAACAAGGAAUUAAUUACUAUAAAUUAUAAAAUCAACAAUAUAAAUAG